AGUUAUCCUAAUAUUACCACUACCACUACCACUACUACUACCACCACCACCACGUCUAAGUAAAUAACGAAAGGAUAUAAAAAGUAAAAAGUAAACGCGAAACGGGGACGGAAUGGUGAUUCGUGAGAUAUGUCUUAAACUAAUGUUAUUCGGUAAACAUUAAUUCUAAGGCCAAUGGACAUAAAGCCGGGUUAUUCGAACGCCAUUGCGUACUGAUGAAUUUGGUAGCUAAGACAAAAAGGCACAGCAUGCUACUAUGCCGACUACUGAUGCUGCUAUCUCGCAAUACAACGUUAUACAGCAUGAGCUAUCCUCAACCACAAGCGAAUUUCUAUAUGUCGAGAGCCAAUGCCAUAUUUUAAGAAACUCAUACCAUUCUUCAGUCAAGUGAAGCAGCAGAUGAAGAAGAAGAAAUGUGGCUAAUCAACACCAAAACCUUGGAGCUUGAAUUUGUUGCGAGCCCCAAGGAGCGCUCUUAUGCCAUCUUAUCACAUACGUGGGAGGACGAAGAAGUAUCCUUCCAACAAUUUUCAGAUAUUACGAAAUGGGCGUCGAUUGCACAGCGGCGCGGAUUUGCCAAGAUUACGAAGACGUGUCAAUUGGCCAAAGACAAACACAUGCUGGACUAUGCCUGGAUAGAUACUUGCUGCAUUGAUAAGACAAGCAGCACCGAGCUAUCCGAGGCCAUCAACUGUAUGUUCAAAUGGUAUCAAGAGGCAGCUGUGUGUUUCGUAUGGCUUUCUGAUAUGGUUCUCGAACCGGCUGAUCUAUGGGAUACUCCACUUGGACCAUAUAAGAGAAUCACUCCGGCUGUGUUAAGAAAAUGUAAGUGGACUACGAGAGGCUGGACGCUUCAAGAGCUACUAGCGCCGAGCGUCGUCGAAUUCUACGACGGGAACUGGGACUUUAUUGGCACCAAGGACUCAUGGCUGUUAGACCCUAUAUCAGAAGUUACCGGAAUCGAGCCUGAAUUCUUGGCCCGUAACUACUUAAUCUGGUCUGCCCCGGUUGGCACUCGGAUGCGAUGGGCUGCCAAGAGAAAGACAACACGACCAGAGGAUAUAGCGUAUUGCCUCUUAGGUAUUUUCGAAAUUAAUAUGCCCCUACUAUACGGCGAGGGGGACAAGGCAUUUCUUCGGCUUCAAGAGGAGAUCUGCAAGCAGACCCACGACUUAUCUCUAUUUGCAUGGACAGCACGGCCAGGCUACGCUUCUUCUUCUUUGUUUGAUUGGUAUCGUGGCAUCUUCGCUAUUCACCCCUGUGAAUUCGCAGAACUGGAGGGACUAAAACGCGAGAGCGUCAGGAGUACCUUUCGCGGCGAGGUCGCUAUCACUAAUAAGGGUCUCCGUCUCGACGACGUUCAGUUAUACAGGGCACCUAACGAUACGUUGAUCUUACCGCUCGGCUACACUGGCUCGUACCCCGAUGAUAAAUGCGAAAAAUUGUCAUACGGCAUAUAUAUCAGACUGACUCUUGAUGGAUACAUCCGCAAGAAUCCAGGCAUCCUCGCCAUACUAUCAAGCGACCGCGUCUCUGACAUACCAGCACACCGCAUCUAUAUCAGGAAACAAUCAGUCACACCAUGGGCAUGCAGCCAACUAAUACAAGAUAAAUAUGUAGGCGUGUUACUCUUCCGAUUCGAGGGGCAGCUAGCUUCUAGAAUCGUCAAAGUAAUACCGCAAGAGUCGUUUGACUACAGUCUCAACGCAUUUCUAACCGGGGGUAAAAAGUUCUUCGGCUACCUACGGCUGAACGUGGGCGGUGUUGACGUUGUGGUUGUCUGUUGGCUAAGAAUGUAUCUUUCAAAGUAUUCUACCACUAUGGCACCCGAUGUCAGGUAUGGCUUUGCUAUCGAGGGCAAAGAUAGUUGGGACAGGUUAAAGACAAUGCGUCUCGAGACCGAAAUAACCAAUCACGCAGGCCAGGAUGGGUCCGUUUUAUCUCUUUUACCAGACGCCAGGUUAAGCAAUUCCGAUGAUAGUAUCAUCACUUCGCUCGGUUCGUCAAACAUAAGUAUGGCCAUGCAUACUUUUACAAGAGGCCAAAACAGCCAUUUAAUAGUCACGUUUUCAAAGAAAAAGAAGAGGUGUCUUUUCUGGUAACCUUAAGUACCCAACCUACCUAUAUAUCAUCUCAUUUACUCCACGUUUCCGCCGUAAGAACUUCAGCAGAUAGGUGUUGCGGAUCUUCUAGCUAAGGUGAUGACAAAUACCGCCUUUUUGCUUUUAUUCGGCGAACAAAGAUGACGCCGGAAGCAGAUUCUGGGUGACUGGGUCUGACCAGGGGCUACGCAAGUCAUAAAGCAUGGUCCUCACGUUGGAUAAGCUGAGUUAUUAUCC
Daldinia decipiens is the source of this 2339-nucleotide messenger RNA. RefSeq names its product HET-domain-containing protein. The transcript has a single exon. NCBI's taxonomy places the organism in Eukaryota, Fungi, Ascomycota, Sordariomycetes, Xylariales, Hypoxylaceae. The record is from RefSeq and is a predicted model, not a curated record. The coding region runs from base 414 to 2102 and encodes 562 amino acids.